Messenger RNA from Pisolithus orientalis, 1860 nucleotides. Its product is annotated as bifunctional 6-phosphofructo-2-kinase fructose-2,6-bisphosphate 2-phosphatase. Gene Ontology annotation, biological process: fructose 2,6-bisphosphate metabolic process; fructose metabolic process. NCBI's taxonomy places the organism in Eukaryota, Fungi, Basidiomycota, Agaricomycetes, Boletales, Pisolithaceae. Gene Ontology annotation, cellular component: cytosol. The coding region runs from base 99 to 1700 and encodes 533 amino acids. The transcript is spliced from 15 exons. Gene Ontology annotation, molecular function: ATP binding; 6-phosphofructo-2-kinase activity; fructose-2,6-bisphosphate 2-phosphatase activity. The record is from RefSeq and is a predicted model, not a curated record.
UUAGGCAGCACUGCAGAUCCGCCCGACUCAUACAUACUAACUUGAUACUAACAGGGCUUCUAACAGGAAUCCUAGCACUCGGGUGUAAUCACAAUAUCAUGGAGGACCACAAUCGCGUGCAUUUCCCUCCGCCAAAAAUCGAUCUCACGGGUGCUCUCGGUGUCAUCGAGGACAUGAUGGAAGGCCAAGUCGUCCCAGAUUCCACUGGGCGCACAGAUCGUGAAAAUCCGCCCAUUAUUUUCGGUGCUGGCGGUCCAAUGCUCAAGCAGUUCGAUCAGUCCGCAGCGUCAAGCCGCAAGGGCUCCCAGGCACCCACUCCUCCGCGUUCCGUCGUGGGCAUCGGCAACAAAGUUGCAAAGCCUGACUAUUCGGAGGCAAAGAUCGUCCUUGCCAUGGUCGGGUUACCUGCUCGCGGAAAGUCAUACCUAAGUAACAAGCUUACGCGAUAUUUGAAGUGGCUCGAAUACGAUGUCCAGGUAUUUAAUGUUGGUCAACUUAGGCGCUCGCGUGCCAGACAGAAGGCACUUCAGAGUGGAAUCCGGGAAGACCACAACUCGGAUUACUUCAGCCACAACAACGUAGAGGCGACCAGAGCUCGCGAAAGCCUUGCAGAGGAAAGUUUGGAAAUGCUCAUUAACUGGUUGAAGAAGGGAGGGAAUGUCGGUAUACACGAUGCAACGAACAGCACUCGUCGGCGACGAGAAAAUAUUGAAGCGCGCGUCAAGCAGGAAAAGGGCAUCCAAGUUAUAUUCCUGGAAUCCGUCUGCAAUGAUCCGGCUGUCAUCGCUGCAAACAUCGCGCUCAAGGUGUCUUCCGGUGAUCCAGACUACAAGCACCUCCCUAAAGAAGUGGCCGAGCGUGACUUCAUAAGACGCAUUAAGGAGUAUGAGGCUGUUUAUGAGACAAUCACUGAACCACACCUUUCAUACCUUCGAAUAACGGACGUUGGCAACGAAGUUACAUUGUCCCGCAUCAAUGGGUACCUACAAAGCCGCAUCGCAUUCUACCUCAUGAAUCUUCAUGUCAAGCCUCGCAAUAUCUUCAUGUCGCGGCACGGCGAGAGUCAAUUCAACGUUGAGGGGAAAAUUGGUGGAGAUGCUCCGCUUUCCCCGCGCGGAAUGGAGUAUGCUCGCGCCCUUCCUGACCUUAUCCGGAAACACGUUGGAGAUGCAUCUUUGACCGUCUGGACCUCCACCCUCCAGCGCACCAUACAAACGGCUCAAGACUUACCCUAUACCAAACUGACAUGGAAAUCACUGGACGAAUUGGAUGCCGGCGUAUGCGAUGGGAUGACCUACGAAGAGAUCGAGUUAGCGUACCCCGAAGAUUUUGCAAAUCGUGACGAAGACAAAUUCAAUUAUCGUUACCGAGGAGGCGAAUCAUACCGUGAUGUUGUCGUACGAUUGGAGCCUGUCAUAAUGGAACUCGAGCGGCAGGAGAACAUCUUGAUUGUCGGCCAUCAGGCUAUCUUACGCUGCUUAUAUGCGUACUUCCAUGAUCUGCCGCAGGUUGAUCUUCCCUAUAUUAAAAUACCGUUACACACCGUUAUCAAGCUGACUCCAAAAGCGUACGGUUGCGACGAAGAGAGGUAUACCCUGCCCAUAGGCGCGGUUGAUACUCAUAGACCGAAACCGAAGGCCCCUCAGGUGCAACUCCCCCAAGCCCAGAGUGCAAGGGAAUAUUACGCCAAGGAUGUUUAAUUUCCGAUUACUUAUGACUACAUACCAUAGAAGAUGCAAGCCGGAAGGGUCAUUUAUGCUGUUUCUCCAAAUGAAAGAUUAUAUAUAGAGUAACUACGCGUUCUGUAGGUAUUUCAUCGAACGAACAUGGGGUACAUGUGAAUGUGUUACUUGAUUUACC